ACUUUUUUCUCGAGUUUCUUCUUCAUUCUUCUCACUCUGCCAAUAUUUCUCAUGGCUGGUGAGAAAGAAAUAAAGGAAAUAUAUGAUAAUGGAAUGAAAAUUUUGGAAGAAUUAACCAGCAAUGCUUAUGAAAUACAAGAACAAAUGUUGGAGGAGAUACUAAUAAGAAAUGCAGGAACAGAAUAUCUAAGCAGAUUCUUCGUCCAUGGCCAAAAUCACAAGCAAAACUUCAAAGCAAAUGUACCCAUUGUUACUUACGAAGAUAUCAAGCCUUACAUAGAUCGGAUUGCCAAUGGAGAGACCUCGUCUAUCCUUUUUGCUGAUCCCAUCACCCAGUUCAUUCAAAGCACUGGUACUUCUGAGGGGAAGCCGAAGUUGAUACCCAUGACAGCUGAAAGUUUUGAGAAAAGGAUGGUAAAACCACUGCUGGUUGACCUUGUCAUGAAAAAGUGUAUCAGUGGGUUAGACCAAGGCAAAUCGUUCUACUUAUUUUUUGUCAAACCAGAGAUGGAAACUCCGUCUGGUUUAAUGGCAUCACUCUACACAACAUCCUAUUUCAAGACCCAAAUCUUCAAAAAUGGUCUGGCUAAGUUUUGCACAAGUCCUAUUGACACCAUCUUAUGUUUGGACAACAAACAAAGUAUGUACUGCCAAUUGCUUACCGGUUUACUAUUGCGAGAUGAGGUUGUACGGAUUGGUUCAAGCUUUGCAUCGGUUUUGGCAAGGAGCAUCAAGUUCUUAGAAGAUUAUUGGAAAGAAUUAUGUUCUAACAUUAGAACAGGUUUUCUCAGUGAUUGGAUUGCUGACCCUGCUUGCAGAAAUGCUAUGUCAUCCAUCCUUACCAGGCCAGAACCUGAAUUGGCUGAUUUGAUUCAACAAAUAUGUGAAGAUAAAUCAUGGGAAGGAAUAAUUAAGGAGGUUUGGCCUGAAGUUAAGUGUAUUAGUUCCAUCGUCACAGGCAGCAUGAGCCAAUAUAUUCCACUACUUGAAUUUUAUGGUGGAGGGAUCCCUUUAGUUUCGCCAAAUUGUGGUUCUUCGGAAGCUUGUUUCGGGAUCAAUUUAGAACCUCUAAGCAAACCCUUUGAUGUCUCUUACACCAUUCUCCCAAAUAUGGCUUACUUCGAAUUUCUCCCUGUGAAUAACGAUGGUGGAGGGAAGUCUCGAGAAUUCAAACUUCGUGGUGCAUCAGCUACUGAGUCCUCUGAAAGCACAAAUGAGACUACCACCGUCAACAAACCGGUCGAUCUUGCAAAUGUGAAGAUUGGUCGAUAUUACGAAGUUGUUGUCACAACAUUGGCAGGUCUAUAUCGAUACAGAGUCGGAGAUGUUCUCAAGGUGACAGGAUUCUAUAAUAAAUCUCCGCAGUUCCAAUUUGUGGAACGACAAAAUGUGGUUUUGAGUAUUGAUUUGGACAAAACAACUGAAGUAGACCUUUCGAAAGCAAUCACGAAAGCAAAACUUGUCCUUGAACCACUCGGCAUCAUGUUAACCACAUACAGUAGCUACGCUGACACUUCAUUGACCCCAGGUCGAUAUGUAUUGUUUUGGGAGCUCAAGAUGAAAGGCAGCAAUGAUUUACCAAAACUUGAUGCCAAGAUAAUGGAAGAAUGCUGCGGUAUAGUGGAAGAGUCAUUUGAUUUUACAUAUAAAUCACUUAGGAAAGGUGGUGUAAUUUCAGCUUUAGAGCUAAGGGUGGUUAAACAUGGAACCUUUGAUGAACUCAUGGAUUUCUAUGUAUCAAAGGGAGCUUCCAUUUCCCAAUACAAGCCACCUAGUUGCCUUAAAUCUGAGGAAGCUGUAAAGAUAUUGAAUUUAGGGAUGGUGGGGACGUUUUUUAGCCCCAAAACCAUGUUUUAAGCCGCAUUGUUUGACAAUUAAUCAAGCAUUGUCGAGAUAAUCCUGCAAGGUGAAAAUAUUGCGGGUAUGAACUUCA
Molecule: messenger RNA, 1933 nt
Organism: Gossypium raimondii (Peruvian cotton)
Lineage: Eukaryota; Viridiplantae; Streptophyta; Magnoliopsida; Malvales; Malvaceae
Product: indole-3-acetic acid-amido synthetase GH3.17
Exons: 4
Coding region: 52-1857 (601 amino acids)
Cellular component (GO): cytoplasm
Molecular function (GO): acid-amino acid ligase activity
Source: RefSeq, a predicted model, not a curated record